Molecule: messenger RNA, 3253 nt
Organism: Engraulis encrasicolus (European anchovy)
Lineage: Eukaryota; Metazoa; Chordata; Actinopteri; Clupeiformes; Engraulidae
Product: rho GTPase-activating protein 40
Exons: 15
Coding region: 452-2614 (720 amino acids)
Biological process (GO): regulation of actin filament polymerization; signal transduction; regulation of small GTPase mediated signal transduction
Cellular component (GO): cytoplasm
Molecular function (GO): GTPase activator activity
Source: RefSeq, a predicted model, not a curated record
UCGCAAGGUUGCGAGAACACUUUUGGGGGCUUACAAAGCAAUAGAACAAUCACCAGGGGAAGCCGAGGUGAAUUCCAGCCACCGAAACAGGGAAUCAGUUGCAUCCACUGGAUCCGGUGUCCGUGAUGUAUUGCUGUGGAGCCGGCAGAAGUUGACAGUGCUACGGGCCUCUACGCAUCAAAGAGCAGCAGAGAGGUCUGCACAGGAGCGAAGUGGAGCCCUUCUGAGUUGGGGGGAUAGUGGCAGCAGGGGAAUCUGGAAGCAUUGUGUCGGAGGGGUUGACGGAGCAGCAUUUCUUUUAGUCGAGGAGGGAAGCGUUGUGUCCAGGGAGAGCGAGCGGGGGGGUCGUAGGAACAGCAGCAUUUUCCUUUUUUUACGGAGGAAGUGAUGCGGGGCCCCGCCGCGUGCUGCCGCUACCCCCGUAGUACGCUUCCCCUCUUCCUCUAGCAGGAUGCAACGCGGUGACGUGCCAACGACGAGACUGUCCUUGCUCCUAAUGUGUUUACGCACUGACGAGAUUACGGGGAAACAGCUUGCCGGGGGCAGGCAGCUGCUGUUUCCUGCCGCCACCAUUCGCGGCAGCGGCAACCUGGGGGACGCCAUGCCAUGGGGGAGAAGCUGGCCCCGGGCCCGGCUCAGCUCCACGGUGACCGCCGCGGCCACCGCCACUGCCAAGGGACUGCCGAAGCCCAGGGACCCCAGCCUAUCCGAGAUGAGCGUGGAGCCCUGGGCUGACACUCAGGAGCAGGCCACCACCACCACCACCAGCGCAUCAGCAGACCAGGGUCCCCAGCCCGAGCUGCCCGACAAGCUUUGCCUCGACUCCUUCUGGAGCGAGGUGGAGACCAUCCGCAGCAGCAGCGGCUUCAGCGAGCCCAACCCUUACGCCGACAGACGAGACUCUAGGCAGUCUGAAGAAGGAGAGCAGGAGGAGCAGUGGCUGCAGGAUGCGGGUCUGGCCCCUCUGAUCCAGGAGGACAGCGAGGACGUGGACAAGGUGGUGCUGCUGUCCACUCUGACCCGCACGCAGGCCGCCGCCGUCCAGAAGCGCCUGGACUCCUACAGCUGCUCGCUACGCAAGAAGAACAAGCCCCCGCCCCGGGACGUCCGGGACAUCUUCACGCCACCGCCACCUCAGACGGCGCUGACGGACCGGCGUGACUCGGACCACGAGUCCAGAAGGAGCAUGGAGGCUCUCAGCAAAGCUCCUCUCUCAGAGAGGUCACAGAGCCUUGACUCCCAGAGCGCUGCGUCCAGGGAGGAGAUCUUCAUCACGGACGUGGCGUACUGCGAGCAGGCCGCCAUCCUGCUCAAGCAGGCCAAGAUGCCAGCGCACAGCGCCAGCCAACGCCGGAAAGAUGACGCCACGCUGCCCAGGGUGGUGUGUCCCCAGUGUCGGCUGGGCGUGACGCGUAUCCAGGACUUGUCCCAGCAGGAUAUGAAGAAGGUGCGGCAGCUGGCCCUCAUCGACAUGACGGCCCUCUGCGACCUGCUGGAGCUCGACGUCAAGCGGCCCAAGACCUGCAAGAGGAAGAUCCCAGAGAGCACAGUGUUUGGGGUGCCCCUUGCCACACUGGUGGAGAACGACCAGAAAAUCAAGGGCAACACGAGCAUCCCCCUGGUCCUCCAGUCGCUGUUGUCUUUCUUGGAGAAAAGGGGGAUCGACUCAGAAGGGAUCCUGCGGGUUUCAGGAUCACAAGUCAGAAUAAAGCUCCUGCAGCAGCAGCUGGAGAGCUCCUUCUACACGGGCAGCUUCAGCUGGGCUGAGGUGAGCCCCAACGACGCGGCGGCGCUCCUCAAGAAGUUCAUCCGGGAGCUGCCCUCACCACUGCUCACCACCGAACACCUUAACACCUUCAACGCCGUCAGAGACAUCCCUGACCUGAAACAGAGGCUCCAUAUGCUGAACCUGCUCAUACUGCUCCUGCCUGAGCCCAACAGGAACACACUCAAGGCUCUGCUGGAGUUCCUGAGUAAGGUGGUGUCUCGAGAGCGGCGUAACCGCAUGAACCUGUGGGCCGUGUCCACCAUCAUGGCCCCCAACCUCUUCCUGCACAAGUCGGUGCCCAGCCGGCUGGACGGCUCCGAGAAGGGCCAGGCGGAGCGCGCUGCCGACAUCAUGAGGCUGCUCAUACGCUACCAGGACCUGCUGUGGACGAUCCCAAAUUUCCUGAUGAGCCAGGUGCGCAAGCUGAAUGAGAACAGCAGCCGACGCUACCAGUUCUACGACAAGCGCAUCAAGAACCUGCUGAGGAAGAUCCACACGGACAGCAGGGACAAACCCGACAAGAACUCAGCAGAGCCGUGUCGUACGGUGAAGGUGGAGGUGGGCGAGGCCUCCUGCAGUAGUAUUGAGGUGCGGCUCACCGUCAGCUCCCGUGCAGCAGACCUGCUGGCCCUCUUCCUCCGAGACACACACACCUCGGACAACGGCAAGGGGCCGCACAGGAGGAACGGCUCGGCGCUCUACCGUGACUACGCCGUCUACGAAGUGGGAGGGAACAUCGGAGAGCACUGCCUGGACCCCGAGGCCCAUCUGCUGGACCUGCUGAACAGCAACCCCAGUGGGGAGUGGGUGAUCCGCCUCAAGCAGACGGCCAGCAGGGGGCCCUAAGAGGACGGGGACGCACGCCUCUACGCUCUCCUCUCCUCUCCUCUCCUCUCCUCUCCUCUACGCAGCCGGAGAUACAGCACUGGAGCCCAUCAACACCCAUGUACAUGUGUACUACUGCAUGUGUCUAUGCUGGGAGCUUGGACAGCGUUACCUACCCGGAGGCAAGGGGAGACAGAGGCGGACGUAAAGGCGCACACACUGACUCCUUUUUUUAUAUAUUAUUUUUUAUUAUUUGGAGAGUGAAAAAAAAAUGAUAUGGAGACCAAGCCCCUGACUGUUUCCUGUGUGAUUUUAUACAGACUUUUUGUUGUUCUUGAGAGAGAAAGAGGAAAAUACAGAAUGAGAGAACGCGAAGGAGAGAGAGAGGGAGGGAGAUGAUGGACCGAGCCCUAUUGCUGUAUUGCUUUCACUCUCUCUCUCUCUCUCUCUCAGCUCUUAUUCAGUCAUUCAUGGUUUCCUUUCUUCCUUCCCGGCUCCUCCGGCCCGUUGGAGAAACUGACAGCGUAUUGUCUGCUCUGGCCUCUCAUUGGCUGCUCGGCCUAAUCCUCCAGUCAGACUCUGUCUACGCACGAGGAGCGAGCUCUACGCUGGGUGCCGCCCCACAGACGGGAUUUUUUUUGGGGAGGAUGGGUGGGUGGG